Schistocerca nitens (vagrant locust) is the source of this 2116-nucleotide messenger RNA. It is a transcript of the gene Rab2, whose product is annotated as ras-related protein Rab-2. The record is from RefSeq and is a predicted model, not a curated record. Gene Ontology annotation, molecular function: GTPase activity; GTP binding. NCBI's taxonomy places the organism in Eukaryota, Metazoa, Arthropoda, Insecta, Orthoptera, Acrididae. Gene Ontology annotation, cellular component: Golgi apparatus. The transcript is spliced from 6 exons. The coding region runs from base 96 to 734 and encodes 212 amino acids.
GAACAUCUCUGUCUUCUGCGUAUUUAUUUCGUGACGUAGAGGCUGUGAGGGUGUUGAGGGUUUCGUUGUGUCAGAAGUAUAAAGAAGUGAAGAAAAUGUCUUACGCUUAUUUGUUUAAAUAUAUUAUUAUAGGAGAUACAGGCGUUGGCAAAUCGUGCCUGCUUCUGCAGUUUACUGAUAAACGGUUUCAGCCUGUUCAUGACCUGACUAUUGGGGUUGAAUUUGGUGCACGUAUGAUUACAAUAGAUGGAAAACAAAUCAAGCUUCAGAUAUGGGAUACGGCAGGGCAAGAGGCUUUCCGCUCCAUCACGAGAUCGUACUACCGUGGUGCUGCUGGUGCCCUGCUGGUGUAUGACAUUACCAGAAGAGAAACCUUCAACCAUCUUACCACAUGGCUGGAAGAUGCUAGACAGCACUCAAACUCGAACAUGGUUAUCAUGCUUAUAGGAAACAAGAGCGAUUUAGAUUCUCGCCGGGAAGUUGUCAAAGAAGAAGGAGAAGCAUUUGCAAGGGAACAUGGGCUGAUAUUCAUGGAGACUUCUGCCAAAACUGCAGCAAAUGUUGAAGAAGCAUUUAUCAACACUGCCAAAGAAAUUUAUGAAAAGAUCCAAGAGGGAGUGUUUGACAUUAAUAAUGAAGCUAAUGGUAUCAAGAUUGGACCCCAGCAUUCUCCAAGUUCACCAAGCCUUCCAGCAGGCGGUCAAGGGGGCAUGCAGGGCGGUGGGUGUUGUUAGGAGUUAGCCUGCCUCGCUGUCUGCUCCUCUUGCUCAGGGCUGUAAGUGCCCUCCUGGCCACAGUCAAAGCAGCAGUACACUGAGCCUAAUGGCCGAUGCCAGGCGCGUGCGUCUCCACUCUUUUUUUUUCCCCCCCCCUCCACACUCAAUCUAGCAUCAGUCAUGAUGGUUUCCUUGAAACAUGCUACUUAUGGUUCUCAUUGACUGUCUGAUCACUGUAACAAAACUGUAAUCUCAAGAGUUUGAGGCAGAAGGCUAUAUAUACAUAUAUAUAUUCAUAUAUACAUAUAUAAAAACCAGCACUUGUGUAAAUUUGUGAGUAAUCUCUCUUUAUAUUACCCACAUGAAUGAUGUGAUCCUGGAUGUAGACAGGAAUCUGAAUCCGUAACAUUAAUUUGAAACACUGUGUAUAUUAGCAUUGUAAUUAUUUAUGUUGUAGAUUUUUAUUCCACGAAUUGACACCAGAAAUAUCUACUUUUUGUCUAACUGAACAAAUAAAGUGUGGUAGAGAAUUGCUGUAAUGUCUUAUUGUAUUUGAACUGUGGAAAUAAUAUUUUUUGUUAGUUAAUUUCUUGAAAUAAUUGGGAACAUAAUUCCUAGUCAAGGAGAAACUGCUAGUCCUUAAAAUUGUGUAAUUUUCAAAUGGUUUUGUAAGUCUGAUAUCUUUGCUGGUGUGAUGCAUAGCCUGGUGACAGCUCUGUUUGACACCCAUGUUUUGUAUACUUUUUAAACAUUUCCCAGAGCAAAACUUAUGGAAUAACUUACUUUGAAGUUGAUACAUGUAGUUUCAAACAUUUGUGGGUUGUAACUGAUGUGUGUGUACUACCUAAGAUGAUCUCAUUGUUUUUCUUUUUACUACCAGUGAAAGUGUACCUCUUGCUUAUACAAUUGCAUACUUGCUGUAUGUUUAUUAACAAGCUUGUGCACAAUUAUAAUUUUCAAUGCUGUUUAUAGAACAUGUAUUUAUUAGUGCAGUGAAAUUCAUCUGAAUACAGAACAAUAACAGAGUUGCACACCAGCAAGAAUUUGUCUUUUUAAUUAGGCAGUAAUUUUUUAAAACUUUCUUUCAGUCUUCAAUUUCUACUGUUCUGGAUACUGUUGAAGUGAAUAAAGAAAUAUUCACUUAUUUUUUUAAUGAGCAGAACAGUUUCCUCAGAAUUGAUUGUUGUUUUUGAACAAUACAGUUAGUCCAUUCAGAAUAUUUUAUGUGCAUGUUUUUACAAACUUUUAAUAAUUGUAAUUAAUGUUUUCUCAUAAAUGCAGCCUUUUCUAUAUCAAAACAUGUAAACAUUCGUGUUUCAUGUUUAUCAAUAUGUAUGGACUUUUUAUUGUUGCACCAAAUAAAACCCCCACAUGGUGUGCACGAGGAAUGCUUGCAGUUA